This is a messenger RNA of Desarmillaria tabescens, 1185 nucleotides long. RefSeq lists its product as uncharacterized. NCBI's taxonomy places the organism in Eukaryota, Fungi, Basidiomycota, Agaricomycetes, Agaricales, Physalacriaceae. The coding region runs from base 214 to 885 and encodes 223 amino acids. The transcript is spliced from 6 exons. The record is from RefSeq and is a predicted model, not a curated record.
CAAAGUGUUGAAUUCCUACGGUCAAUUUCAUACGCUUUUUUCUUCCCUUCUCUGGGCUAUCUCAGCCUUAGCUUUACCGAUACUGGCUGUGACACCCAGGCCUUGUGAAGUUGGAUCAAUACGACAAAUUGUGUUCGAAAACACGAUUUGGGAUGGUCGUAUCACAGAAGAACAACUCCGUCAGUACUAAGGCCAUGCCCGCUCUUUUCCCUAAUGAAUCAGGCUCUCCCCAUGAUAGGCCCCCACAACUGUCUACCCACCAUCAAAUCUCCGACCAUUUCCUUCGCCACAAGCAUUAACAGCACGCUCAGUUCCUCCAAAAAACGCCUAGUAAUCGUCGUUACCAUCGUUGGAACACUGGUAUUGGGGGCGAUUGUCUACGCCUCUUGGUAUUAUGAGUUUCUUACGCUCGAUAACUUUAAGCGUUGUUGGGAAUGCCUCUGGUCGGCUUGUAUUUUCAUCGGUGGGGCGUGCAAAUCCUGGUGGACUCGGGGCUGGGACGUAUGCAGCAGGAUGUGUAAACGGUGUUGGAACGGGGGCUGUCGUGCAUGCAGAUGGGCAUGGAAAGUGCUCACACGAUGCUGGAGAUGCUGGAUAUUACUUUGGGCAUUUCUCUUGCCAUGUCCAGCGUUGUUCCUCUUCCACCCUGAAUUGGAGCGUAGAUUCAACCCCUCUGAGCUUCUGGCAUACAAAACGGCUCUGGUUCUAAAUCUGGGUACCUUGAUCCUCCCGCCUUGUGCUAUUGCUCUGGAUCACACCUGGCAGACUAUUGUGUUGUCGGUGCUGAGCAGUUCCUACUAUUUUCUCCGGAUGGUCAAGGAUGCAAAGAAAUUUAAGGAUUUUGUACGAACUAACAAAGACAUCGAGAAGAUUAUUUCUUCGUAGUAUCUCAACGUCAAGCCAUUCUACUACCGCCGCCUCGUUGAGUCCCGGUUCGUCUUCGCCUAUGCAGUAUGUUUCAAUGGAAUUGUACCUUCAUUGGCUAUCCCAAUGUCUCCGAAUGCGCUAUCAACCCCAACUCACCCGCGACUGCUGUUCACGAAUAAGAAGGAUCUCUAUUCUGUUCUGUUGACAUGGGUCAUCGCUGUCAUAUUCGUUGCAUCUGUCGUCAUAAGUGCAAUCCACUAUCCUCGAUUAUUUCUCUUAGGGUCAGCGACUGUCGCUCAUGGCAUCCUUAACGUUUUU